Cylindrotheca closterium is the source of this 260-nucleotide messenger RNA. Lineage: Eukaryota; Bacillariophyta; Bacillariophyceae; Bacillariales; Bacillariaceae. The record is from the annotation of a GenBank genome assembly.
UCAAGAAGAAGGUUACCAAGAAGCCAGCUGCUGUCGCCAAGAAGACCACCACCAAGAAGGCUCCUGCCAAGAAGGCCGCUCCCAAGAAGAAGGCUACUGCCAAGGCCACCACCAAGAAGGCCAAGUCUGCACCCAAGAAGAAGGCCACUGCCACUAAGAAGGCUCCUGCCAAGAAGGCCGCUCCAAAGAAGAAGACUGCCGCCAAGAAGACUGCUAGUAAGAAGAAGUCUGCUACCAAGAAAUCUGCCAAGAAGGAGUAA